AUGAAGCUCCACGCCGUGAGCCUCAUGAUCAAGGAAGUGUCUCAGGUUACCAGGGAAGUCCUCCACACGGUGACAGCCCAGGAGCAAGACCGGAGCAGAGGUGCCGAUGGACAUGAUGGGCACAAUGUCCGGACCCCGGUGGCGGUGUCAAGCGUCGGGGAAGACCGAGCCAUCCUUUUGGGCUUCAGCAUGAUGGCCUUCUCUGUGCUCAUGUUCUUUGUGGUCGGCAUCACGAUGGUCAAACCUCACAUUAACAGUAAGUGGGAGGAAGAAGACAGAUGCAUGCUGCUGCACGCUGAAAUCCUGGACGAGUGGGUCGACUGCAGAGGCGUGAGCACCAUACCGUGCCUCACGGUGACCGUCCACCUCACAGCCUCCAAUCAAAGCGCCUUGCUGCAUUUUGACGAGGAGUCCGUGCUGCUUACGCCGAAGUGUUUCUACGUGCCCAAAUGUCAGAUGGACCAAAAAGAACUUGAAGGUGAAGUCCUGAAGGUGAAAAGCAACUUGGACGCUCAGCUGGGAAGCACCUCGUCAUGCUUGACGGACCCCACCAGGCACCCUGGGGACGUCAUCUUGAGCAGAAAGUACACUCUGAGGAGGACCCUGUUGGCUCUCCUGUGGCCCAGUCUGAUGCUGGGAGGUGGAGCCCUGCUGGUGGGCCUGGUGAAGCUGACGCAGUGCCUUGCUCAUCUGUCCUCUGAGAUAUGUAGCGUGGCAGCAGGGGGUAGGCUGGCUGCAAAAUACACCCACGGUAAAUUCUAUAAAAUCAUCCAGAGGUCCACUGUGUCCUCUGCUAUGUGACUCAUCCUGGCCGAUGCUGUCAGACCAAACCAUUUGCGAUAAAACAACUGGUCAAAUACGCGUUGUUAAACUUAAUGUGUAGACUUAAACGUGCCCUAGAAUGUGUUACAUUUCCUGAUUAUACUGAGCAUGAAUCUACUGUUGAGUGAGUUUGCUCUAUUACUCGAUCUCUAUUCCCUCGGCAGCAGCAGAGAUGCUAUGCAACAGCGAGAAAGUAAGACCCUGAUUGGAUAAAUCGUCAAAAAAACGGCACUUCCAGGGAAGCUGAGCUUCAGAGCGGUCCUUGAUUUUGACUGACAGCAGCCAGAGGAGUGAGCGGAGCCCCUUUUCCCAUGAUGCGACCCAGCCAUGCACAUCCGAGGGGAGACAGCGGUCAGAGCAGACGUGAAGACAGAAUUAUUUCAAAGCGAUUUAAUUCUACCUCUAUUUUCGGACUUUGUACGUACUACAUUGUAAGUAAACGACAAAAUCCCAGCGUUUUGUUCGUUUGUUGGUUCAUGAAAUCAUCGUGGGAGGAGUUGUCCGGCCGCGAUGGAAGCAGACAGCAUUGCUAAAAUCAUAGUAAAUGUACAGUACGUCAGACCCCAAAGAGCUUCCGAUGUUUCAAAGAUGUUCAAGUUAGGGUUAAAACAAACUCUGGGGGUGUUUGUGCUGCCAGUACGGUUCGUUUGGUGUGUAAACUCGAUCAUAUGAACCCCCGGUGAGCUGAAAUGGGUCUCGGUCCGCUUCGAAGUGAACUCUGAACGCUUGGCAACCCCUGCUCU
This is a messenger RNA of Dunckerocampus dactyliophorus (ringed pipefish), 1565 nucleotides long. It is a transcript of the gene kcnmb3, whose product is annotated as potassium calcium-activated channel subfamily M regulatory beta subunit 3. The record is from RefSeq and is a predicted model, not a curated record. The transcript has 4 exons. Gene Ontology annotation, cellular component: voltage-gated potassium channel complex; membrane. Lineage: Eukaryota; Metazoa; Chordata; Actinopteri; Syngnathiformes; Syngnathidae. Gene Ontology annotation, biological process: potassium ion transport; detection of calcium ion. Bases 1 to 801 code for a protein of 266 amino acids. Gene Ontology annotation, molecular function: calcium-activated potassium channel activity; potassium channel regulator activity.